This is a messenger RNA of Arachis stenosperma, 2549 nucleotides long. RefSeq names its product probable inactive DNA (cytosine-5)-methyltransferase DRM3. The record is from RefSeq and is a predicted model, not a curated record. The coding region runs from base 243 to 2348 and encodes 701 amino acids. NCBI's taxonomy places the organism in Eukaryota, Viridiplantae, Streptophyta, Magnoliopsida, Fabales, Fabaceae. Gene Ontology annotation, cellular component: nucleus. The transcript is spliced from 10 exons.
AAGUGAGAAGUGUUAAAUUGUGCGAGUUGUGUCACGUGUUUGCGCACUACUAACGUGGGCAACAUCCCUUCCUCCUUCACUUUCACGGUUUCACUUCACUUUGCUUGGGUUCUUUUCUCUUAACCAGUGUGCAGCGAGUGCGAUCACGCGCCUUCACCCCUUCAUCCUGUGCGCGUUGGAAAACCCACACUCAACUCAACCGAGCACAGCUCUGUCGCCGGUUCUAGCUCCGAUCAGUUGCAAUGGCAGGGAGUUCAAAUAGACGAGAGGGCAAAAACGCUAUGGUUCCAAAACCUGAAUUGCUGGAUUUUGAUGUUGAGCUGCAGCCACCUUAUGCUACAUUCUCUGGGAAUGUUGGGGAUAAUGUUGCAAGUUCAUCUGGAAGCCAACUGCGUUCAUUUUUUGUUGGAAUGGGAUUCCAGCCAUCCCUUGUUGAUAAAGCCAUUGAGGAGAAUGGUGACCAAAAUUCGGACAGGCUAUUAGAGGUCCUCUUGAGCUAUUCGGCACUUCAAAAAUCAAAUUCAGAGUCUUCAGAUUCUCUAGAGAGGUUAUUUGAUGAUAAGGAUUCUCCUGAAAUUUCCACAGUCAAUCAACCAAAAGAGGAGUUAGAUGAAUUUGGUGAAUUUAUUGAUGACAAAAGAAGUUCCUUACUGAUGAUGAAUUUCUCCGCAGAGGAGGUAGACUUUGCAAUCAGUAAGCUUGGUGAUGGAGCUUCAGUUCCUGAGCUGGUGGACUUCAUCUUUGCUGCACAGAUAGCUAAGAAGUUAAACAGAGAAACAGUUCAUAUAAAAAGGGAAACAAUUGAUAUCACCUGCGAUGACACAGGUGGUGAGACUAGCAAUGAACGACUAUUUGGGAUUAUGGAAAAAACACUUCAAUUGCUUGAAAUGGGUUUCUCUGAGAAUGAAGUAUCCUCAGCGGUUGAUAGAUUAGGGACGGAGGUUCCAAUUUCAGAGCUUGCGAACUAUAUUUUUGCAGAGCAAAGUGGGAUUGAAUAUGUAAUGGAAUAUAAGUAUCCCUUUACUUCAAUGUAUUCUAUGGGGAUCAAAGAAGAGCAACAAUGGGAUGGUACAGCUGAAGUAAAAACAGAGUUUUUUGGAUAUGAAGCUCCACAGUCAGGGCCGAUCAACUUUAGGGGAACUUUUAGUGACAGGGGUAAACGAGUGAAGGAAGAGGGUAUUGAUGAAUUUGCAAAUGGUGCUUCUGACAUGGGAUACUCUGAUUUCAUGGAGAAUGAUAGAAGUAAAAGGCCCAAGAAUGAAUAUGAGGAGGAUGAGUCGAGCUCUUUUCUUGAUAUUUAUUGGAUGGAAGAAAGGGUUGAUGCUCAGGUUGCUAGAAUGACAGAACUUCACAGAUCAAAACCAGCCAGGACUCUUAGCGAUAUUGCUGCGAAAUCUCCAUUUUUCUUAUUUGGAAACGUCUCGAACAUUUCUUAUGAGUCAUGGACAAAAAUGUCUCAGUUUUUAUAUGUUGAACCUGAAUUUGUGAAUACUCGGUUCUUUUCAGCCUUAAAUAGAAUUGAAGGAUACUUACACAAUCUCCCAUUUGAAGGCCGGACACACAUCCUUCCGAAGCCACCUUUGACUAUAGAAGAAACAAUGCCACGGACAACGAAGUGGUGGCCAUCUUGGGAUUCAAGAAAGCAGUUGAGCAGCAUCUGUUGUGAAACCAAUGGAAUAUCUCGCCAUUGUGAAUGGAUAGGAAAGAUUCUAGCUGAUUCUGGUGGAGUGCCCACACCUGAACAGCAAGAAGACAUUGUUCGAAGCUGUCGCAUAUUGAAUCUUGUGUGGACCGGUCAAUACAAACUAAGCCCUGUAGAGCCUGACAAGUUGGAGUUUAUCUUGGGCUACCCUUUGGAUCACACUUCUGCCGUGUGUAACUUGGCUGAAAGACUAGAAUUACUUAAAUACUGCUUUCAAACAGACACAUUGGGGUAUCAUCUCUCAGUGUUGAAGCCACUGUUCCCUAAUGGUUUGACAGUGUUAUCAAUUUUCAGUGGCAUUGGUGGUGCUGAAAUCGCACUUCACCGCCUCGGUAUCAAGAUGAAAGCAGUCGUCUCCGUUGAGACUUCUGAGGCAAAGAGAAAGAUUCUUGAGAGAUGGUGGCGAGUUUCGGGACAAAAAGGUAAUCUGGUGCAGAUGGAAGAAGUUCAAAAGCUGACUGGUAAAACACUUCAGGGUUUAAUCAAUAAAUUUGGUGUGUUUGACCUGGUAAUUUAUCAGCACCCUAACUCUUACGCAAGUUCCAGGAUUGAUCCCACAGGGAGACACCCAGCUUUUGAUUUUUCUUUGUUUGUUGAAUCUGUUCGCCUUUUGCAACGUGUGAGAGGCUUGUGUAAAAGGAGUUAGGUUUAGUGACUCGUCUGUUUCUUGUAGUAAAUUAUGUCAGUCUAUGUAUAUAUAUAAUAUAUCCAUGCUUCCAUUUAUUACUAGAUGUUUAGGUUCAAUGCUAUCCAUCCUGAGAAUGGUGGUUGAACUUUAUGUAUGACUUUUUGUAGAUCCAUAUGGAUACAUGUCUAAACUGGUUGUGUGGAUAUUUAUUUUCGUUUU